UGGCUUUCAUUAGCAGACAGCUAAACUUCUCUUUUGCACAAAAAUAGAAUUCUUUUUAAUGUCAUGAAAAUGGCCAGCGCUACGAGAACCUGGGCUAUGGUAAAUAAGCAUAUACCCAUGAUUAAAUUUCGAAGAGCAUCAGCUGGUAAUCAUGAGCACGGAGCGGUUGUGCAGCCAGUUAGUGCCACGAAAACAAUGAAUUUGAAUAAGCCUUCUAUCAAACCUACUCCAACUGUCAUUCUAGAGGAUUGGCAGCUUACUGGCAGGUAUAAGAGAAAGCCAAUCUCACAGGAGGAAAUAGACUUCAUCAAUAGAGGAGGCCCACAGUGAUUUAUUUACAAAACAUUAGUUACUACCAAUGUAUUUUAGAGUAUUGAAAAAAUAUGUACUAAUUCUUCUUUGCCAGACUCUGCAAAUAAAUACCUAGCCCUUUUUGUACUGCA
This is a messenger RNA of Daphnia carinata, 443 nucleotides long. RefSeq names its product alpha-ketoglutarate dehydrogenase component 4-like. The transcript has 4 exons. Gene Ontology annotation, biological process: 2-oxoglutarate metabolic process. NCBI's taxonomy places the organism in Eukaryota, Metazoa, Arthropoda, Branchiopoda, Diplostraca, Daphniidae. The record is from RefSeq and is a predicted model, not a curated record. The coding region runs from base 64 to 330 and encodes 88 amino acids.